Mastomys coucha (southern multimammate mouse) is the source of this 611-nucleotide messenger RNA. RefSeq names its product resistin-like alpha. Gene Ontology annotation, molecular function: hormone activity. Bases 91 to 465 code for a protein of 124 amino acids. The transcript has 4 exons. Gene Ontology annotation, cellular component: extracellular region. The record is from RefSeq and is a predicted model, not a curated record. NCBI's taxonomy places the organism in Eukaryota, Metazoa, Chordata, Mammalia, Rodentia, Muridae.
UUUGCCUCAGAAAAGUUAGACAGCAUCAUACAAAGGAAAUGCAGUACAGUGGAGAGACCUUUGUUCUAGUACCAGCUACUGAUCCACAAGAUGCUCAUCUAUGACCUUAGGACCUUGACUUUCAACAGUAUGAAGACUACAAUUUUUUCCCUUCUCAUCUGCAUCUGCCUUCAGCAGCUGAUGGUCCCAGUGAAUACUGAUGGGACCUUAGAGAUUAUCGUGGAGAAAAAGGUCAAGGAGCUUCUCGCCAAUCGAGAUAACUAUGCCCCCACUGUAAAGAAGACUCUCUCUUGCACUAGUGUCAAGUCUAUGAACAGAUGGGCCUCCUGCCCAGCUGGGAUGACUGCUACUGGAUGUGCUUGUGGCUUUGCCUGUGGAUCUUGGGAGAUCCAGAAUGAAAAUACUUGCAGCUGCCUGUGCUUACUCAUCGACUGGACCACUGCCCGCUGCUGCCAACUGUCCUAAGAAUGAAGAGGCGGAGAACCCAGCGUUGAUAUGAUGAAUCUAACAAAACUUCAAUCUCAACUUGGAGAUCUGGCUCAUGUGCCUUUGACGUGUUCAUAUUGCCCAUUGACCCUGCUUCUUGAAAAAUAAAGACAAAUUUGCAUGUA